UCGGCAUAUCUCCUAAAUUGCGGAGAUAUCAAGCAUUCCCCUCCACACCGACCAACCACGGUCUUCCGGAUUACAUUCUUUUUCCUUCUAUACCACAUCGCUCGAUUACCUGUUACAUCAUACCAACAUCAUCCGCAAUCCUCUGUCGCUUUUUAUCUCCAUCAUAUCAAGCCCUUUUAUCAAUCAUCACUGUCUCAAAGGACAACAAAGCAACAAUCAUGUCCCAAUCCCUCACGGCAAAAGAAGUCAAAGACCACGCGAGCCCCGACAAUGGUCUCUACAUAAUAAUCGACAAUGCCGUCUACUCCAUGCAAGAAUUUGCAGAUGAACAUCCAGGCGGCAGUAAGAUAUUGAAGCGUGUAGGAGGAAAAGGUAUGUCUUCUUUGAUCCUCUUCUUAACUCAUCGGUUUAUCGAGAUGUCCAAAGUGCUGAUGAGAUGGGGAAAUACAGAUGCGAGUAAACAGUUUUGGAAAUAUCAUAAUGAGCAUGUGCUCAAGAAGUAUCAGAAGAGGUUGAAGAUUGGUGAGCUCAAGGAGGAGGCGAAGCUUUGAGGUUUCUUAUCUGAUGAGGACCAAACUCAAGAUGAUGAAUGGAUAAUUUAUUGUAGUUGAUCAAUUGGAUGGGG
This is a messenger RNA of Aureobasidium subglaciale EXF-2481, 625 nucleotides long. RefSeq lists its product as uncharacterized. Gene Ontology annotation, cellular component: intracellular membrane-bounded organelle; membrane. The record is from RefSeq and is a predicted model, not a curated record. Gene Ontology annotation, molecular function: heme binding. Bases 219 to 551 code for a protein of 110 amino acids. NCBI's taxonomy places the organism in Eukaryota, Fungi, Ascomycota, Dothideomycetes, Dothideales, Saccotheciaceae. The transcript has 2 exons.